CGCCAGAAUGUCAGUGAGCGCGAAAAGGCGGAGCUCCCGGCCUCACGUGGUCUCCCCCUCCAAAAAAAUUGCAAUAACACAAGAAAGCACGCACUUCCCCAUUCCCAGCGGCCAGGGCAGCCCGAUGCGCGCAGAUACAGCAGCCUGCACACAGCGGCUCUCUCGGCCCUCGGCUGCUUCUGCCUGGCACUGCAAGCGUUUCCUCGCGCAAAAAAAGGUUCCAUUUUCCUGUUAUCUGUAAGUAAAGUGUCCCGGGGGACAGGGGCAGCGCUCACUAAGCGGCCACUUCACUUGUGCGCUUGGUUUGGACAAGAAACGCCACAAACAAGCAGUGCCCCGGGAAGCGGCGUAGAGGAAUUGUUUCUUUUCAAGGGGAGGUCUCACACUACUCCCCCACCCACUUAAGGACAGCGCCCCGCCUACUUCAAGCCAAUUGACAGGAGUCCUUCCCCCAGAAGUACUCACACUGACAGUAUCGGUUCCUCCUCUUUCCUCCCCCACACUGUGUUGGGACCGUCCUCCUUUCUUACACCCCCCCACUCCCCAAAGCUGACAGGAGCCAGGACCCACACGCCCUCUCUCACACCCCUGGAGCUGACAGGAGCCACUACUCUGAGGAGGAGGAGGAGGAGGCGGCGGCUGCUCUUAGUUUCUUCGGACUUCUGCUUCAGUUGCCUGUUGGGAAGUGUGUGGGACACUUUCUCCGCGGCCACCUAAACUACCGGGCAUCGGACUCCCAAACACACUGCUCUGACAGGACUUGGACGGUAGCGCCCACUCCCCUCCAAGUGAAAUCCUGCUGUGAACAAUCUUGUUGCAAUCGACCUGACUGCUGUUAUUUCCACCAAAGGAGUACUCUGCAAAAGUCCUAUUUCUGAACCAGUGAUGAGGCUGUACUAUACACUUCUGUGAUAGUUUUCAACCCCGUCAUCGGGAUUUGCCAACAAUGCACAUUUUCAGGAUAUUUUCUGAGGAACACAUGUCACGGCAAACAGGAGCUUCAUUCUUGCAGGUUAUGCAAGCUGACUAAACCUGCUCAUACAAGAAAAUACUUGGAUCCCCCUGGCAGUUUCUAUGAAAUUCUUUGCAGCUGACUCCAUUGAUGCUUUUGGUACUGUGCUGAAGACCGCAACAAUGAACUUGCUCUCUCUAUGUAUUGGAUAAUGGAGAUUGGGUUGUGUCUCAAAUAUACUGGUGACAUUGUAGACACAUUCACAUUCCAUGUAGCUUGAGGCCAAUCAGAGAUUUUAAGGAUGACUGACAUUACAGCAUCAUCCAAAAUGCGCAGAGGACUGCUCAAGGAUCCAGAUAUUGCUGACUUAUUCUGCAAGGAAGACCCAGAAAGAAUAUUUGUGGAUCUACAUGAAAUUGGCCAUGGCAGCUUUGGAGCUGUUUACUUUGCGACAAACUCUACAACCAAUGAAGUUGUUGCCAUUAAAAAAAUGUCUUAUAGUGGGAAGCAAAUGAAUGAGAAAUGGCAGGACAUAGUCAAGGAGGUAAAGUUUCUGCAACAACUACAACACCCCAACACCAUUGAGUACAAAGGGUGCUACUUGAAAGACCACACAGCAUGGCUGGUAAUGGAAUACUGUUUGGGUUCUGCUUCAGAUUUGCUUGAAGUUCAUAAAAAACCACUUCAAGAAGUGGAAAUAGCUGCCAUUACCCAUGGUGCCUUACAGGGGCUGGCUUACCUACAUUCUCACAACAUGAUUCACAGGGACAUAAAAGCUGGGAAUAUUCUGCUUACUGAGCCAGGUCAAGUAAAGUUAGCAGAUUUUGGAUCUGCAUCCAAAUCAUCUCCUGCCAACUCUUUUGUAGGAACUCCUUACUGGAUGGCCCCAGAAGUCAUUUUAGCCAUGGAUGAGGGGCAGUAUGAAGGGAAAAUAGAUAUUUGGUCUCUUGGUAUCACAUGUAUUGAAUUAGCUGAAAGGAAACCUCCAUUAUUUAAUAUGAAUGCAAUGAGUGCCUUAUACCAUAUAGCCCAGAAUGAGUCCCCAACACUACAGUCUAAUGAAUGGACGGACUCCUUCAAGGGAUUUGUAGACUACUGCUUGCAAAAAAUACCUCAGGAAAGACCAACAUCUUUAGAACUGCUGCGUCAUGACUUUGUGCGAAGAGAGCGACCACCCCGGGUCCUUAUAGAUUUAAUCCAGAGAACUAAGGAUGCUGUCCGAGAGCUGGACAACCUGCAAUAUAGGAAAAUGAAAAAAAUACUCUUCCAGGAAUCUCGAAAUGGACCAUUAAAUGAGUCUCAGGAAGAUGAUGAGGACAGUGAGCAUGGGACCAGACUAACCAGAAAGAUGGACAGUCUUGGCAGCAACCAUUCCAUUCCAAGCACGUCAGUCAGUACGGGUAGCCAGAGCAGCAGUGUGAACAGCAUACAAGAGGUAAUGGAAGAUGGAAGUCCUGACCUGAUCAUGAGUUUCAGCUGUAGUUUUGAUUCUACCUCUUCUCUCGUGCACAAAAAAGAUCAUGCAUUCAUAAGGGAUGAGGCGGACCACAGGGAUCCCAGGCCUGAACUGCGGCCUACCCAGUCAGUGCAAAGUCAGGCACUUCAUUACCGGACCCGCGAGCGAUUCGCUACAAUCAAAUCAGCAUCUUUGGUUACAAGGCAGAUCCAUGAGCAUGAGCAGGAGAACGAGUUGCGGGAACAGAUGUCAGGAUAUAAGCGGAUGCGGCGCCAGCACCAGAAGCAGCUGAUCGCCCUGGAGAAUAAGCUGAAGGCUGAGAUGGACGAGCACCGCCUUAAGCUGCAGAAGGAGGUGGAGACUCAUGCCAACAACGCGUCCAUCGAGCUGGAAAAGCUUUCCAAGAGGCAAAUCGUAGGCAUGGAAAAAGAGGCAAAGGUGGCUGCAGCGGAUGAAAGGAGAUUUCAGCAACAGAUUAUAGCCCAACAAAAGAAAGACUUAACAUCCUUCUUAGAAAGUCAGAAGAAACAGUACAAGAUUUGCAAGGAAAAGAUUAAAGAGGAGAUGAAUGAGGACCAUAGCACGCCUAAAAAAGAGAAACAAGAACGCAUAUCAAAACAUAAAGAGAACCUCCAACACACUCAAGCUGAAGAAGAAGCUCAGCUCCUUAGCCAACAAAGACUGUACUAUGAGAAAAACUGCCGACUCUUUAAAAGGAAGAUAAUGAUUAAGAGGCAUGAGGUUGAGCAGCAGCACAUUCGUGAGGAGCUUAAUAAGAAGCGAACACAAAAGGAAAUGGAGCAUGCAAUGCUCAUCCGCCAUGAUGAGUCCACACGGGAGCUAGAGUACCGACAGCUGCAAAUGCUUCAGAAGCUUCGGAUGGACCUCAUACGACUGCAGCACCAGACUGAACUGGAGAAUCAGCUGGAAUAUAACAAGCGUAGGGAAAGGGAGUUGCACCGGAAACAUGUGAUGGAACUUCGGCAGCAGCCCAAGAACCUAAAGGUUAUGGAAAUGCAGAUAAAGAAACAGUUUCAGGACACUUGUAAGGUGCAAACCAAGCAGUACAAGGCCCUAAAGAAUCACCAGCUGGAGGUAUCCCCAAAGUGUGAGCACAAGACAAUAUUGAAGUCCCUGAAAGAUGAGCAGACACGCAAAUUGGCCAUUCUGGCUGAACAGUAUGAGCAAAGCAUCAACGAAAUGAUGGCCUCACAAGCGCUGCGGUUGGAUGAAGCUCAAGAAGCAGAAUGCCAAGCUCUUCGGCAACAGCUUCAACAGGAGAUGGAGUUGUUGAACGCUUACCAGAGCAAGAUCAAGAUGCAGACGGAGGCACAGCAUGAGCGUGAACUGCAGAAGCUGGAACAGAGGGUGUCCCUCCGCAGAGCGCAUUUGGAACAGAAGAUAGAAGAGGAGUUGGCAGCUCUUCAGAAGGAACGCAGUGAAAGGAUCAAGCAUCUGUUUGAACGCCAGGAAAGAGAAAUUGAAACCUUCGACAUGGAAAGUUUAAGAAUGGGCUUUGGAAAUCUGGUGACGUUAGAAUAUCCCAAGGAGGACUAUAGAUGAGAGAGGACAGUUUUUGCCAUUCAAAUAAAUAACAAUAAUAAUAUUAACAAUGACAGCAAGGAGAACCUGCAAACGUACAUUCCCCAUUUUAACGGGCGUGCUCUCUCUCUCUUCUCUCUCUCCCUCCCACUCUCUCUGUCUCUAUCUAUCUCUCUGACGUCCGUCGGACACUAGUGCCUGUAAUUCUUUUUACUCACCAGGGUGCCUCUGGGCAAAUCUCAGCACGGAGCGAGCUCCCUGGCAUACCUCUCAAGUGUCCCUGAUUGUCACUCAAAUUUUCAACCCAUCAGAACAUUGGUGCUUGUUAUACAAACCGAAGAUUCAAAGAACGGGAAGGAGUCUUGAAGUAACAGUUGUGUUUUGUGUGGAAACUCUUCCUUUGCUCAUACCCCUUUUGUGGAAAGAGAUAACUUGAUUAUACAAAGUUUUGUCCAUGAUGUUCCUUGGGGAAGAUGUUGAGAGGUACGUGCUUUUGAUAUCUCAAUGUGAGGAUUGGCAAGGUAUUGCACCUUGGCAAAAAGCUUGCCGUGGUUAUGAGGUGAGGCCGUGUGUCCUUGAUGUCUGGGUACUUUGAGGGUUGAAAGCAUAGUAUUAACAGGUUGACCGUAUGGCAAAGAAUAUUGACAACAAUAUAUACAGUAUA
Xenopus tropicalis (tropical clawed frog) is the source of this 4614-nucleotide messenger RNA. RefSeq names its product TAO kinase 3 (gene taok3). Gene Ontology annotation, molecular function: ATP binding; transferase activity; kinase activity. NCBI's taxonomy places the organism in Eukaryota, Metazoa, Chordata, Amphibia, Anura, Pipidae. The transcript has 24 exons. The coding region runs from base 1254 to 3971 and encodes 905 amino acids. The record is from RefSeq and is a predicted model, not a curated record. Gene Ontology annotation, cellular component: membrane raft; cytoplasm; plasma membrane.